CCUCUCCCUAAACUCGGAGAAUGGUGGUGCAGGGCUGGGGUGGAUGGGCUGGGGGAUAUUGCACAGCUGGGAAAGGGCCAUGAGGAGGAUUAGGUGCACCAGGGAACACUUUCCCAUGAAAAUGGAGGCUGCCAGUGCCUGGCAUUGGGUCAGCCGCUGACCUGGAUCUUGCCUCAUACCCAUCCUCUCCUUUCACCUUCCUGGGGUGUCUCUGCCUUCUGUUCCUGAUGAUCCAUAUGUAAACAUGGUGCUUUUCUGCAGGCAGUGCAGCAGCUGGCAAGUGAUCACCCCAGGCGGGGCCAUGAGCUGCCCUGCAUAGCACAGCACCAGUCCAGAGCCCUGCCUCAGUCAUAUCCAGGCAUAUGGCCCCAGUGCUGCCAGCCACAGUCCUUCAUGUCUUCUUUGGGCCCAUCCCACUCUAAUUCCUUAGGGAUUUCCUCUUUUCCCAUUUCCUACUUGUCAGGAAGAGGGCUGGAUAAUGUUUAGGGUAUGUUGGUCAUGUCACUCUUGCCAGGAAGACGAUUGAUGUCCUGGGACCUGUGAAGAUUCCUUCCAUCAAGCCCCCCAAAACAUUCUUGGGGUUAUUAAUUGAAAAAAAAAAAAAAACAACGAAAAACCAAAACCCAAAGUUAUUUCUGGGCAGCAGCCUCAGCUCAGCGUAGCUGCCAGGCUGGGGUAUUGCAGGAGGAAGAUGAGGUGCUUGCGGCCAGUGAAUACCCAUGGCUCAAGAACUUAUUGCAGACAGUGCAGAGGAAGAUGACUCCCCACAGUACCGUAUUUGCUUACUUAAUGCCUGGGUUUCUCCCCCUCUCCCCACCCACACCCAUCUCUUGCUCUUAAAACCAAGCACAUCUCUUCCAAAAUGACGACAGAGCCAUGGCUGCUCACUGGGUUUGAGUCAGACUGUGCAAGAAAAGCAGGAAGCGCUGCAUCUUCAUUCCUCACCAGCUACUUCUGGACUGUUUCAUUCCUUCUGGGAAGUGGGCAGGCAGGUAUUGUGUCUCAUCCUGCUGCUCCUCCCCUCCAAACACACUACAGAUUGCUCCCUUCUAUUUUGGGAGCCAGCCCUAUGCAGUUUAAACCACAGCACUGCUGGGGAAGAUCAUGCCAAGGGCAUAAAGGUCUGAUGAAGCAUUUCAGCCCCAUUCAUGCUGUUGCUCUUCCCAGACCACCGCAACCUGACCUUUGAUCCCAGGACGGCCAACAAGUGCCUGGAGCUGUCAAAAGGCAACUGGAAAGCCAAGCACAGCCCCAUCACCAUCUGUAGGUGGCAUGAGCAGGAACCCCGCUUCGAGCCCUGGCAGGUGCUGUGCAAGCAGGGCUACAGCCAUGGCCACCACUACUGGGAGGUGAAGAUCUCCAGCCACUCCGUUGUCCUGGGGAUGACCUAUCGCAGCCUCCCCCAGGAGCGGAAGCAGGGACACAAUUUCAACACUGGUCUGGACAGGGGCUCAUGGGGGCUGCAGGUGCUGGAGGAUUGCUACCUGGCCUGGCACAAGGGCCGGCCGCAGAAAAUCCAGGAACGGCUGUGUAGGAACCUGGGGGUCAGCCUGGAUUAUGACAAGGGGCUCCUCUCCUUUUACAGGCUUGGGGAGGGGACAUGGCUUAUCCACUCCUUCCAUGAUGUCUUCACCGAGCCCCUCUAUCCCGUUUUUUGGCUGUGUGAGGGGCGAGCAGUGGAGCUGUGCUGGAAGGAUUAAGCCAGCACAACCAUGUGGCUCUGCAAACUAGACCAAAAGCCAUAGGCUGGUACCAUAGCUGAGCUGCAGCCAGUGGCUGUCACAGUGCGAGUGAGACCCCAGUGCCAAGUGGGGUGCAGUGUUUUAACAAGAGCUUAUGAGGACACACAUACAAAUGAGCCCUCUGAUUUGCAUGUGCAAGUAUCAUGCAGAUAGCCCAGUUAGGGCAGGGGAAAGAUUGCAGGGGCCAGUUACUGUGUGAGGUGUAGAUGGGGUGAGGUGGGGAGAUAGGGAGGGUGAAAGAAUGAGUUUUUUUUUUUUCUACCCUUGCCCAAUCUCCCAAGCCUAGAUUCGAGGUGAGGGGAACCCUAGAGAAGGGUGCUGUGGAGAAGGGUGCUGUUGGAGGGAGCCCUGUGCUCAUCCCAAUCCUCCUGUUUCCCUCUUGCCACUCUUGGACAUGGCAGAACAACUUUUUUUUGGGUGCCACGCUGCAUUUGUUCAAUGUACAAAGCUAUUUUCCCCAGUAAAGCCCUAUUUUACUA
Molecule: messenger RNA, 2221 nt
Organism: Pezoporus occidentalis (night parrot)
Lineage: Eukaryota; Metazoa; Chordata; Aves; Psittaciformes; Psittacidae
Product: E3 ubiquitin-protein ligase TRIM65-like
Exons: 1
Coding region: 1149-1700 (183 amino acids)
Molecular function (GO): protein binding
Source: RefSeq, a predicted model, not a curated record